Messenger RNA from Dermacentor andersoni, 2454 nucleotides. Its product is annotated as m-AAA protease-interacting protein 1, mitochondrial-like. Lineage: Eukaryota; Metazoa; Arthropoda; Arachnida; Ixodida; Ixodidae. Gene Ontology annotation, cellular component: mitochondrial inner membrane. The record is from RefSeq and is a predicted model, not a curated record. Gene Ontology annotation, molecular function: ribosome binding. Gene Ontology annotation, biological process: protein insertion into mitochondrial inner membrane from matrix.
CCGCGUGACUUCAGAAGAAAUGCCCCAUUUAAUGCGGUAAUUCGUCGGCUUUUGUAAUACACAUUACAAGUUAAGUUUACCGCCAUGGAAACGAAACGAGAGCCCACUAGGUGCUUUCGAAACAGUCUAAGCGGGCACGGUGAUGCGUUGGCUGUAUUCAACUGGUGCUGCAAUCCUGCGGCGAAGUGCGUUGCCUGCCCAUCGAGUGCCCGUCACAAAGUCUGUUUGGCGGCAUUGUGUCCCGCACUUACCAGACAGGGCUGGCUUGCGUUCAUGCUACGUUGACCGUCGCCGUCCUCGUUACCCGAAGAGUACCAAGGAAAAGCAGGCCUGCUCAGGCCGUCUCCUUCUUCGUGCCGUGAAACUCAACAGUAUAGCCGAAGGAGACCACUCAACGGUCGCGCCACUGUCACUAGACCACCUCGACAAAGAGCGCCUCCACAAACACGCGAUCUCUACUGUCCUUUCGCUUAUCGCAACCCAGAGGCUAGACGACUUGGCUGGGCUCGUGAAGAGAGAGGCUGUCAACCGAUUCGUCCAGGAAGUUUCACAGCAGCUGGGUUAUGGAAACAUGCACUAUCUCAAAGAGGUGGAUGACAUUGUUGCCAUGCCACACAAAGUGGCACUUCAGUCUAUUGUAGAUCAGAAAUACUGUGACAUUCAAGUAAAUUUUAUUGUCAUGAAAAACCUGGACAAUGGACAGUCCUCACCAGAUAUCCCUCGUGUCUUUGUGUGCUUUAUUUUAGCCAAGUUUCAUCGCAACUAUACUGCAGGAGUCUUGCCUGAUUGGACCAUUACAGACUUGUCGCUCUUACGAACAUCUUCACUUUUAAGAUAGUGUUGUUGUCAGUAGCGAUAGUGUGUCUUUGCAUUAUAUUUUGUCGCCUACUUGACGGCUAGGACCUGGUAUAUGUUGUAUGUAAAUGUAGAAGGAAUGACUUGCCUCACAUGGAAACUGGCACAAAGACAAGAGCUUUGAGAACUGAUGCACACUUGUACAAAUUUUUGUUACUAUGAAAAAAAAUAUUUAACACCACUGAUACUUUGUAUAGCAGUUUCCGCCAUUUAAAGUGUUGCAUAUUUAACUAGAAACAGUGUUGUAAGAGGUUUGUUGUCCCAUUGCCUGCUUUCUCAAAACUUUUUUUAUGUGUUAACAUUAGGAGUGUCAGGUGGAAAAAUGUGUAGGUUUGCAAAGUAUAAGAAGCCAGUCAUGUGGUAGAGGUGUGUGUGCGCAUGUGCAUGUGUAGUGCAAGUGACGGCAGUCGGCUCCUGACCACUGUUAGUUAUACUCCACUCCUCGAAGAGGCAGGACAUGUGUCGAGUGAGCUCCUGAACAAUAUUUUCCAAUGUUGUGAACGCGGUUUGAAUCAUGGAUUUGGCACUUCUAAGGUGCGACUUAAUGCUAACGCAUUUCUCUCGCAUUUACAGCUAAAUUGCCGCCAAUUUUUUUUUUCGUGCUGUCAGCCAUUAUUCACAUUUACAGGGGUGUGAUACCACAACAUAGCUACUAGCAUCCCAUUAUUAUAUGCCAUAAUGUAAGAACUUCUUAUACUUGUUUUCUAAAUAAAUUAUAAAACAAUGUUGCCUAAGACAAGACUUCAAGCCUGUCAUUUCUGUAGUCUAUGUUGGUCAUGCUUAUUGUUGUAUUGUGCCAUAUUAGAAAAGCAUUCCUCUCUAAUAAAGGAAAUGUGAAAAGACAAAACCAGCUGUAAAUUAUCAGUUGCAAAGAUAUUGUACUAAUUAACCAACUAAUAUAAUAAUUAACCACUUGUCAUUCCACAAAGCUGUGCCUUGGUUGUGGUACGGCACCUACAACGCAGUUGUACAAUGCAACCAUGUUUUCACAUUUUUGUAAAGAAUGAAACCACUUUGAGCUUGGUCUGUCAGAUACACUUUGACAUUAUUUAGCACCUUGGCAGUGACUAUUAAAUUAUUCGUUUAGGGGUUUUCACAGUUACAGCUUUGUCGGGGAGGCUUUUAGUUGCCGACACCGGUGAGCGUAGCGGAAAAAAAUUAUGCAGACCCCAUGGACUGUGGGAUCUGUUAUUUAAAUCUGUCAUGUUAUGUAAAGCAUCUUGCAGGUAGCUCGCAUACCAGCACAGUAUACGAGUAUGUAUGCAAACGCCACUGUGUGGUGUUUAUUGUGGAGCCUGUCACUGUCUUGUGAGUGACGAUUGCUGCUGUGUUGGAGUGUUUCGACACAGUGUGUCAUGUGAAUGUACUGAUAAGGAUCACCGGGGACUUCGCAGUCGAUGCCAUGUAGAAUGAGUUUUAUCGGACAUCUGUGGCUUAGCAGUUGUGGUUGUGUUCUGUCACUUCUGUCCAAAGUGGAUGCACAGGUGUGACCGCGGGUGCAUUAACCUUGGAAAGAACAUUGCAUCUCACAGAGCUCGUCAUUAGCCAUUUUGCCGUGCAGUCGUAAAGUGGCUCUUUGAAUAAAUAGUUCUGAAAACA